Messenger RNA from Chara braunii, 6500 nucleotides. The record is from the annotation of a GenBank genome assembly. Lineage: Eukaryota; Viridiplantae; Streptophyta; Charophyceae; Charales; Characeae.
CCAUACAGCCACUCCAGUGUCUGUUUGAACUUCGCAGUGUUCGGUAUUAUCGGUAAAACAUAAUAUGGCGGGAGGAAGUUUGGACAAGAUCCUAACUGCGGGUUUGGAUAAGAUGUCAAGCAGUUUGGAUAAGAUGCCGAAAGGAAAUGGCGGGAAACAGGCAGAUGGCGGGAACGCCAGAAAGGAGGAGGCAGAGAAUGUACCUGCCGAAGAAUCAACGUGUAAAAGGGGAGAGGAGAAGAAGAGUACAAAUGGGGGAGGUGGUGAUCCUGCGUCCAUUGGCGAGGGCGCUAAUGCGUCUCCUAGUAGUACUCGUACCUUUCCUCCGAGCAAUGAAGGUCCUGCUAUGAAGUCGAGCUCCCUGGGAGAAAGGAUGAGCCAGAAGCUGACCAAGCAAUUAUCGGUGAUCGUUCGCGGAGAGGGAGGAGGCGCCAUGGACUGGUUUCACAGCUUGAAACAGCCCUUUCUGCCAAGGGCCAGCGAAAAACUCCAAAUGGAAUCUGGAAACCAAGAACUCCAAGUGGAAUCUGGAAAACAAGAGGAGGAACUGCAAACGGAAUCAGCUCGCAACGAAGACGAACUGCAAACGGAAUCUCGAAACGGAGAGGAAGAGCUGCAAACGGAAUCACGGAACGAACAGAGUAAAGAUAGGAAGAAAUAUUUGAUUGGAUCUUACAAUCCAGAAGACGUAGAACUAGUUUUGCAGCCUUUUCCUUGGGGAAAAGGGGAGGAGAAGGAUUGCCUAGGGGAGGAACUAGAGGCAGAACCCUCCGUUGGCCAGUCCGUUGGUCAGUCCGUGGGGAUAACGAUGGUGAACGUGUUCGACAGCGCUGAUCUGUCUGUGUUGCCGGAAGCUAACGAAGAGGGAUCGGGGGAGGAGGGAAUGUGUCUUGCUGACGACGAACUUAACAAAAUGGUUGACUGUUUGACGAGCGACGUGAAUAACACAAACGGGUCCGAAAUCAACAGCGGAAACGUCAGUUUCGGCAAUAUCGAGAAUUUCAAAGAAAAAGAUGGCGGGAACGUCGGUGUUGGCAAUACCGAGAAAGAAAAGAACGGCGGGAACGUCGGUGUCGGCAAUACCGAGAAAGCAGAAAACGGCGGGAAUGUCGGUGGCGGGAAUGUUGGUGGCGGCAAUAUCGAGAAAGAGGUAAAUGGUACACGAAAGACGGGAGACAAGACCAACGAAAAAGAAAUCAACGGCAUCAACAGCAGUAGCGGCAACGGGGUGGUGAUCCUCCGGGACGGGCUCGGGAUUGCAGCUGGCACAGCUGAAGUUACUGAAGAAAGAGCGAGUGCGUUGGUGCUCGUCGGGUCGGGAUCGGUAGCCGCGACAUCUACGUCAACAAGCCUGGUAUCCGUUCUGCCGGGAUCGGCAGCAGCAGUCGCAGCAGCUUCCGCGGGAACAAGCAUGGUGUCAGCCGGGUCAGGAUCGGUAGCAGCAGCAGCAGCAGCAGCAGCGCCUACAGCAGCAAGCGCAAGCGCAUCGGUCUUGAAGGGAGCGACAGUUCGGCCGCACCACGUGGCACAACGUCGCAGAGAUGAGAAAGGACCAGAAGCAGGAGCAUGUGUAGGCGGAAGAGGAGGAGGAGGAGGAGGAGAGAACAUUACCGCCGCCGCUGGUUCGACAUUCUCUGCCACAGAGGUUUGUACUAGUGCUAAAAAUAGCACUCGUGGGAGCAGCAGCAGCACCAGCAGUAACAGUGCUAUAACUACCCUGCUUUAUCCCUGCGAUCGGCAGCAUAGGGUACUCUAUCCCCCUGCAUGUGGAUUUAAUCCAAUCCGCAUAAACUGUGGCAAGAGAAUAACACCUGCACAAGACAAAUCUGUUUCUCAAGAUAAAGAAUCUUCUUCUUUCUGGGUGUCGUCAUCGACAAUUAAGGCUCUGUCAUCCCCGGCAAAUGGCGCAGCAGCAGGAGGAAAAGGUGGGGGGAGUUACCACGCGCUGCCAUCCCGACAGAACUCAACUGCAGUUCCGCCUGUGUCAACUCCCAUUCCUGGCUCUCACCCUCAUUCUUCUCCCUCUUCUUCUUCUUCUUCCGCUUUUACGGCUUCUACGGCUUCUUCGAUUUCUCACCCUCAUUCUUCUCCCUCUUCUUCUUCUUCUUCCGCUUUUACGGCUUCUACGGCUUCUUCGAUUUCUUUGGAUUCGAAAGAUAAGUCUGAUAUGGAUGGAUUGCAGGGGGGAACCAGUUCGUCAUCGCGGGAGGAGAGAUUAGGAGUGGAGAAUAGGAAACAACUGGCUGUUGCUGGAUCCCAAAGGGGAGAGAGAACGGGAGUAGAGGAUGGCGCUGUAACGGGUGGUGUUGCAGAUAUGACUCGUAGCAGCCAGGGAGGUAUUCUGAAGCAGCACCAAUUAGGAGAGGGGGAGGUGAAGAGAAGAGCAUUUCCAUCGCCGCCGUCGAUCUUGACUCCUUCGCCGCCGCCGCCGCCGCAGCCGCUGCUGGGUCAAAGGUUCGAACCCAAACGGGGACAGAAGGGUGGUGGUCCCGGGCUGUUGGGUGGAGGCCGUGGGAAUAAUGCUCCAGGUGGCUCUCGCAUGAUGGGAGCAGCUGCAGCAGCAGCAGGGUUGACGUCAACACCUGGACCGCUCUCACCUUGCCCUGCCAGAGGAUACGCCGCGGCCGUCGGCCGGUCGCUCGUCCGUCCUCCACCAUAUCAAGGAAAGGACAAGUUCGACGAAGUUUCCCCAUCUUAUCCAGGAAGGAACAAGCAGAGUAAUUAUGACUUGAACGAAGUAACUGUUGAGAAUAGGGCGGAGAGAGUAGGCGUAAGGAGGAGCGAGGAGGGCUGUGCCAGUGCUGCUGGUGCUGGUGAUGACGCACUUGGCAAUGAAACAGGUUUACCUUUGCUGGUGGAGGAAAUGGUUCAGGACCUGUGGGAGGAGAACGAGGAUCCAUCAGUCCCGAUCCGAACUGGGGAGGCGGCCGCCAGUCGAGAUGAGGAUGAUCCUACGGUCGUGGCAGCAGCAUCAUUGGAUACAAAGCGAAGUGCGGGAGGAGGAGUAGGGAUAACAAGACGCGUGUCAGCCGUAGGAAGCGGCGGUGGGAUGAAGAGAAUUGGAGGAGAAGGGGGGAUUAGAGAUGGGGGUGGUGGAGGUGGAGGUGGAACAAGGCAGGCACUUGGCGUCCGGACCCCGGCGGUCUCGUUUGCAGCAGCUGCUGAAGGACAGCGCAGCCUGCGCAGGGAUGAGCCGGGAUCCCUGUCGCCGCCGUCGGUUACCACACAUCAAAGCCACAUUCCUUUGCCACUAGGAUAUCGGAGAGGUCUCCCGGGGAUGAUUGCUGAGGAGGAGGGAGCAGUAGCAACGCCAGCAGGAGGAGGAGGUGGUGGAGGUGGUGACAGUGCUUCAUCGAUUGCGGAAGGGGUGCUGGCUAUGGCGGGUAGGCCUGGUGGUCACGUGCCAUUUCAGCAGAUUAGGCAAGCUGGACCACGAGGGGUUUCUGCAGGAGGGGGAGGAGGAUUGGGAUCAUUAGGAGCAGCAGCAGGAGGAGUAGCAGCAGGAGGAGCAGCAGGAGGAGGAGGAGGAGGAGGAGGAGGAUAUAAUGUUGGGACUUCGAGAGCGACUGGUCUGUCUGCGGCCGCCUCUCAAUCUUUGACGGUCGUGCCACAUCGGCAUAGUCCCACUUUCCGCCAAGCCGGUGGACCGGGAUCGGGAUCAGGCUAUCCUGUUGGUAGUGGACUGCACGCUUCUCCUUACCUAUCACCAUCGCUGCAAGCUUCGCUCACACCCAUACUCGGUGGAGGAGGGAUGGGCAUGGCUGCCAUGGCGGCGCAGUUUGGAAGAAGGCCAAGCUCGCCGACCAACACAGUAGAAGUGGCAGAAGCCGCAGCAGCUGGCCCGGCUAUGGGCGGGCGCGCCGGGGGGGCAUCGACAGGGACAGUCAUGACUGGACCUGCGGCGGUAUCCCCCAGAGCAGAUUCUGGACCUGGUACAGCAGCUGGAGCCUCCAUGGCGAAGACCGGCUUGUCUUUGGACACUGUAGGCGGAGCAGCCGAUGGUUCCUGCGGUACCGGACCAACUGUUCCCGCUGGCGCUGCCACGGGAAGUGGAAUCGGUUCCAUCGCUCCCGUGAUGCUCAUGCCUCAAGGAAUUAUCUGUCAAUCCCCAUUGAUGCGGGGACAAGCUGGUCAUCACGCGCACGCGUCCAGAAUGAAGCCCGGAGGAGUAGUGGGAGGAGGAGGAGGAGGUGGUGGUGGAGGUGGCAGUGGUGGCCUGUUCCCUGCUCUGAGUCCCUCUCCCUCUCCCUUAGGAAUCUUCGGAGGCUCCGGUGGAGCCAUGGGGGGAGUGGGCGGAGGAGGAGGGGGAGGGGAUGGCAGUUUACUCGAUCUUCAAGAGAUGCAGCAAGAACUUCUGUAUGGCGCCGCCGGAUUUGGACCAAUUAGAGGAGCGCCCUCGCCCACCGGCAUCACGGCAGAGCAAUAUGGAAAGUUCCAGCACCAGCUGCAGCAGCAACACCAUAUGGCUGCGGCGCAGUCGCAGCAUCAACUUUUGCAGGCGGCGGCAGCAGCAGCAGCAGCAGCAGCAGCAGGAGGAGGAGGCGGAGGAGGGGCAGGGUUCAUUCCCCAAGCCCCUCCUUCGCCGUCCUCAUACCAAUUGUUUCUGCAACAGCAGCAGCAGCAGCAGCAGCAGCAGCAGGUUGAUCGACGGUCAGCGAUGAAAUUGACAAUGGCAGGACCUGGUGGUCCUGUUGCAAUCGGAAGGGGUUCAAACUCUGGACCUGGAACAGCUUUCCAACCAGGAACGGGGAACUCUGGACCUGGAGUUGCUGGCCCUGCUGGGCAUCUUGGAAUCAUAAACACCUCAGGUAAUGCAGCAGGUUUUAACGGUUCGAUGAGCUCGCCAUUGGGAGGAGGAGGAGGAGGAGGAGGGGGAGUGAUUGGCGGUGGGCGUAUGGGACCUCAGAGUCGGGGUCCACAUAACGCACUCACGCUCGCUGGUGGAGGUAACGGCAUCUCGAUGGCCAAUCCACUGGGAGGUGGGGUUUCGGCCGCCGGAUCCCGAAGUCCCCAUCGGACGAAUGGUGGACCAGGUUCAGGAUCUGGUCCAAGUGGCGGAUCCACGGUCAUUUCUGGACCUAGGUCUAUGAUGCUGAGAUUGCCCGUGCUGCAAAUUCCUGGCGCAUACGACCGACAUGCGGUUUCAGGUCAAGAGUCGACUUCGAGAGAGUUGACCACCCCGAGCGGGAUCGGGACCGGGGACGGAACACCGUCUGCACCUGGUCUGAUGCAUGUUGGAUCCUGUCGUAUCUUACCGAUGCAGCAGCUGUCCGCUUGUUCGGCAGGAGUGGGAAUGGGAGGAGGAGCCGGCGGUGGUGGAGUCCCUGGAGUGGUGAUUAGCCCGCCGCUGAGCCCCUCGGACGCAGGAGCAGUUGCUUCCUCUGGCGCGUUGACGGCAACAACUCCGACUACCCCGCAAUCGCCCCACAGUUUGUACAAGACGGAGUUAUGCAGGUCGUGGGAGGAGACCGGAACGUGCCGCUAUGGUGGAAAAUGUCAGUUCGCGCAUGGGAAGGAGGAGCUGCGGCCUGUUGCUAGGCAUCCAAAAUACAAAACUGAGAUCUGUCGCACCUUCAGCUCCAAUGGAACAUGCCCAUAUGGUACACGCUGCCGCUUCAUCCAUUAUAGGACAGCCUUACAGCCUGAUCCACCUAGCCCAGUCUCAAGCCCGUGCGCCAGGCCGGCAUCCUGUGCGGCAGGCGCUGCUAAGCUGAUUGCUUCAAGUCCGCUCAAAGAGGACGAUGGGAACAUGAGAAGAUUGCCCAUUUUUCAGAGACUGGCACCUGGCAGUUCCGAGUCGCCACAGUUCGAAAUGACAGGUUUAGCCAGCGGAGACCAUCUCGGUCAAACCAGAUUUGACCAACAGAUUCGAGCAACAAAGCCAGGGUCUGUGGAUUGGUCAGCUCGAGGUCCAGCUCCUGUAGGAGGAAGUCCUGUAGGAGGAAGCGGGAAUGUAGUCAGUUUCUUGAGAGUUUCUGCGGUAAGUGAGGAGCCACUGCUGGUAACCUGGGAUUUGGAAGGAGCAAUGUGAGAGCUGCUGUACUGAUGCAGACUUUAGUCGAUGGAUAGUUUGCUGCAGUGCAGUGCGCAAAUAAUUGAGGACAUCUAAUGGCUAAUGGGCAUGUGGAAAUCAAGGAGAUGGUCAUCACCAUGUGCAAUUUGUGAGAGGUUUACACCAAUCACCGCGUGUAAUUUGUUAGGGAAUGGCGAUUUCACGACGCGACAGUUUUGCAGUGUUGUAGUGACGUUUUGCUGACUCAGUCAGUAGUGAUGUUUUGCUGACUCGGCUUUCACAGCAUACGGCUCGUCAUGGGGACGCUUUUUCUGACUCGAUUCUUUAUUGGAUAAUAAUAAGGCUCAUCAUGUUGAUGUCUUGGUGCCUCAGCUUCAUGCUAUCAAUUCAGUCCUCUCGGCAAUGGGAUGGGAUGGGAUGGGAUGGUGUGUGUAUGAUUUGGGAGCAAGAGCAUGAAAACGGAUCCAAGUAAAGUAUGUAAGAUAAA